GUUGUGAAGCCGAGGUGACACACAGGAAAGACGCAUAUACCCGCUGAUCAUCCAAAGCGAGAGCUUGCUGUCUGCAGUCAUGCCAAAGUCUGGAUUUCGAGCGGCAGCGCGCCGGGUCGGCAAGCAGCGACACAACCCGCUUGCGCGACCCAAGCUGGCUGCUGUGGCGUCUUCGAACGCGUCCUCCUCCUCCUCUUCAACAGCUUCGCUUGCGCAGCAACUUGCCAUCGAAGCUGGUAUCUUUCCUCCAUAUGCGGAUGGGUCCAGUGGCAACGUUAGCCUGGUGCACAUCCUCAGCAAGCUCCCACUCGAGACUGGCAAAGGCAAGGCCUCCACUGCUUCCGCAGCCCCCAACAUCGCAGUGAGCGACACCAUCUGGGCGCUCGCAUCCAUCUCGCUGCUUUCGUCCUCACGCAGCAGUCGCAAGGCGUUGCUCGCUCCAUCACACAAGCUCGUCGCGCGCAUCCUGCAUGCGCUCCAUGCUGCCGGCGUCGACCAGCAGGAAGGCCUCGAGACGAAGCGUGAAGCAGCGGGUGCUCUGCGUAAUCUUUGCAUCGAGGCUGGAUACGACGACGUGCGCCAUGAGAUCGCGCGGCAAGGCGGCAUAGAAUCUCUGCUCGAGCAGAUCGGAGUUGUGCACGCAUUGAUCCAGCAGCGCAUUGAAGGUUCUGGCGCCAAGUCCACGCCGGAAGCGCUGGGACAGCAGAUGGAGCAGGAACGACAGAAACUUGAGGCGGCCCUACCGACAGCUGAUAAGCCUCUCGAAAAGAUGAAUAGAAAGGAGAAGCGGCAUGCAGCGAAAGCAGCGUCGAUCCUCGACAAGCAGCAGCAGCCUCCCUCCUCUACCACAGAUCGCGGUGCCACCACUCCCUUGUCUACUUCCUCGAUGUCUGCAGGACUCAAUUCAAAGCUCGCUGCGAUCGCACGCGGUGCUCUUUCUUCUGAUGAUGAGUUUGAGCAGUUGCUAUACGAGCUGCAGGACAACCUGCUCACCAUCAUCUGGUGCCUCGCGGAAGCUGCCGAGGAUCUCGUCAUUGCCCUCUCACGCCACGCCGCACCGCUCGCUCGCACCCUAAGCACUUAUGUGCGCUACGCAUCUUCGAAGGCGGCAGCAGUGGAGGAGACUAGCUCAUCGUCCAGUCCCGGCUCGGCGGACCGACGCUCCGCCUCACUCAAGGCGCUACUGCGGCAACUAGGCGUGUCCGCUGCCAACGCGCUCUGCGUUCUCAGCGACGACAACCCGGCCUUUGCGCGCGUCCUCGCUGGCGUGCAGCCGAGCAGCCUCGAGCUGCGUGCUCUGAACAAAGCAGCGAAACAGCCCUCGUCGGGUCCGCCCGGGCAUGUAGCAUCAGGUGACAGCCACAGCUUGGCUGCGGGAGCAGGCAAGAAACGAAUGCAAAAGCUGCAGCUGACGUUGCUGACCGAUAUCGACGUUGAUGCGGGUAUGAGAGACGUUAGUGCAAUCACUAGCGCUGUCGUGAAGGGCUUGAGCAAAACGAACGCCUUCCCUUCUCCUUUGGCGUCACCAACUUCGGCGACAGGCGACAAGGCAGAUAUCGACAUGGCCAUGAUGACCAUGCUCUGCGCUGCCGUACUGCGAAACAUUAGCGCCAGCUUGCCGCCCGAGUCGCGCUCGAGAGUUAUUCUCGCUUCGAACGGCGCUUGGAAUGAUGCAGCUACAAAUUCAAGUGAGGAGCAGCGCAUUUCCCUACCGGCAUUCGAAGCGCAGCAUAUCCUGCCCCGCCUCGUGGAAUUGCUGUCAAGCAUCAACCAAGGAGAGCUUUGCAGUGAGAUCGCAAGGGCUGCACUUGCCACGAAAGAGCAGCAGCAACAGCAAAAGCAGCAAUCUGCUAGCAGUGUGGACAUGCUAGGUGUCAUGCAAACCAACAGUGAGCAGCAAGAAGCGGUAGCACAAGCAGAUGAGGCAGAGACGGAUGCAGUCAGCAGCGCACGCAAGCGUGCAGAUGACUGCCUGCAUAUUAUCCUUCUCGCACUGGAAAUUCUAGCCGAGGUGCUGCCUGCACUUGCUGUCCUCGGUGAGGGGUCGAAUGUGUCGAUAGAAGAGACUGAGUGGCAAGAGGAUGGCGAAAAUAACGAGGAUAGCAUCGAUGCCGAUAUGGAAGAGCUGGUCGGCGAGGACACGGAGAUGAUCAUGGAUGAAGAGAAGACGGACGAGGAUACCAAGGUAAAUGGAGCCCAUACCGCUACAGCAAGGACAAGGAUGACGUCGUCACAAGCCUCUUUUGCUGCAUCCGCACUGGCACAAGCCUUUUCGCAUGCGGCAUUAGUUCCACAACUUUUGCGCCUGUCUACAGCCGAAGAUCUUGCUCUUGCAUAUCCCUCCGUGACCUCGAGCAAAGCAGCGUCGCCGGAAGAGCAAGCUGCACGCGAAGCAGGCGCUGCAGCGCUCCGGCAGGUGCACCUCCGCUCUAUCUCCGUCCUGUCCAACUUGCUGCUCGGGCUCGCCGCCAAUAGCCCGCCGCCGCCCUCGCAACCCCUGCUGGAGGGCGCAGGUACCCCGGCGCGCAUUGCAGCUUUUGUCGAAUGGUCCACCAGUGACGUGGUCAAAGCUCGCUUCGAGGAGCUGUGGCAGGUGCUGUUUAGCAUCGCUAGCAAGACCGCAGAUGUGCCGGCUGUCAGCAGCAGCAACUGCAGCGUGUACGCGGAAGGGCAGGAUGGCCGCGCGCUCGUUGAGCAGUGCGUCGGCUCUAUGUGGGCCAUUGCGCGCAGUCUACAAGGUGACCUGCCACUGUCAAUUGCAAUGAGCGGCAUUGACAUUGUCACAGCUUUGCAAGCGGCAUACCUCAACGCACAAUCCGACCCGAUGAGAGCCAAGGCAAUCGGCACGCUGGGCUGCCUUGCACGUUCCCCGAGCGUAUCCGUCGAGACAAAUCGCUCUAUCGGCAACUUUUUGAUCAACGUCAUCAAGCAGCUGCCAGCGGAUGGAAAAUCCGUCCCUGGAACUACGAGUCCUGAGAGCAUGGUUGCAGCGCUCAACGCCAUCUACGACGUCUACGCAGACGAGAAUGCUGCAUACGACCAGCCUGUCUUCCGGCAAGGACAGUUCUCCAUCGUGCUGCGCCAAUGCAGUAGCAAGGUCCGAUCAACGACACGAGCUGUGGAUCGCCGAAAGUUUGCAAGCCUACGCCAAGCAGCGGACGAAGCGUAUGACAACCUCAUUGCAUUCGUGCAGUACCGGGACAGCUUGAAACUAUAGAUCUGCAUUGUAAUGAUCAUCCAUGCAUGCCUCUACCUUGCUUUUACCCAAUCCUUUUGGUCGCAUAAAGAAGACUUGCAAGCGCAGAGUAUUUUUAGAAGAGGCCAGUACUG
Tilletiaria anomala UBC 951 is the source of this 3330-nucleotide messenger RNA. RefSeq lists its product as uncharacterized. The record is from RefSeq and is a predicted model, not a curated record. Gene Ontology annotation, biological process: ribosomal large subunit biogenesis; protein import into nucleus. The transcript has 2 exons. Bases 80 to 3217 code for a protein of 1045 amino acids. Lineage: Eukaryota; Fungi; Basidiomycota; Exobasidiomycetes; Georgefischeriales; Tilletiariaceae.